Messenger RNA from Chironomus riparius, 12055 nucleotides. The record is from the annotation of a GenBank genome assembly. Lineage: Eukaryota; Metazoa; Arthropoda; Insecta; Diptera; Chironomidae.
AAUUGUUUCAAAUUCAAAAUUUUUCACAAAAAAAAUGAGCUCAGGGGAACAACAACUCUUAGUAAAACGCGCUUAAAAAAUUAUUCUCACAAAAAAUAUAGUUUUUAUUUAAUCAUACUAAUUAAAUCGCUAUUAAUCACGUUUAAAACUAUUGAAAUCACUAGUUAACCACUCAAUACAUAAGAAAAAAGUGGAAUAAUUAUAAGCUUAUUUGGAUUAUAGGCUGAAAAUUGAAAAAUAAAAAAUGCAGCAAUAACCAAACAAAACAUAAACAAACCGCAAAAAUACAGAAAAAUCACACAAAACGUUAAUUAAACAAUUUUAAGAUGAUGUCUGCAGCCAAUGUUGGUGCAAGUACAAUCGUCAAAGUACUUGGCGAUACAUCAAUUAAAGAGGAUUUGAGAUUAAAGGCAGCACAGGAGUUGGCUGAAACAUUUGAGAGUAAUGUUAAUAGUACCGGCUAUCCAGCUUUCCUCGAAAUGACUAUGAAAACGUUCCUGAAAGUGUUACAGGAAGGCGAAUGUCACUUCUUUUCCGAUUUUAAUAUUCAACAGAUGAGAAAGCUGAUCCUGGAAAUGAUCCAUCGACUGCCUGUCUCGGAAACAGUUAGACCUUACGUGAAGAGCAUACUGACAUUAAUGUUAAAACUAUUAAAAACUGACAAUGAAGAUAAUGUGCUGGUUUGUCUAAGAAUUAUUAUUGAUCUUCACAAGCAGUACAGACCAACGUUCCAGCCCGAAAUCCAGCACUUCAUUGCCUAUGUACGAAACAUAUAUUCAGAUUUGCCAAAGAAUUUAAACAAGAUUUUCGAACCUCGUGAACAAAUCAGAGUUAAGGAUCUAAAGGAAGUGAAUUUAGAGACAUUAUUGUCUGAGAUCUAUUCAUCCACAACAAUUUAUGUCGAGAAGCAGGAAGUAGAAGGAAAGGUUGGAGCAAAUACAUUUACACUUCUUCCAAAAGGCAUAAAUUCACUUAAAGUUCUGCAAGAAUUGCCAAUCAUUCUAGUUCUUAUGUAUCAAAUUUAUAAGCAGCACGUCCAUCAAGAAAUAGUCGAGUUUGUUCCGCUCAUAAUGGCCACAAUAUCACUACAGCCAUCGCCAGUUCAUCGAGCAAUGCCAAAUUUUAAUCGUGAGAUUUUUGUGGACUUUAUGAGUGCUCAGAUCAAAGCACUUUCCUUCUUGGCUUAUAUCGUCCGAACAUUUUUGUCGCAGUUUCAAGAAGUUAUCAACAAUCAUUCAAAUCAGAUGGUCGAGGGAAUGAUUUCACUUCUACGAUUGUGUCCAAUGGAAGUUGCAAGUACAAGAAAGGAACUGCUGGUCGCAACGAGACAUAUUUUAGCAACAGAUUUGAGAAAUAAAUUCAUCAGUUCGAUUGACUUGCUGUUUGAUGAAGAUUUAUUGCUCGGUCGUGGAUGUUAUAGUAAUGAAUCAUUAAAACCUUUGGCAUACUCUACAUUAGCAGAUUUAAUUCAUCAUGUACGUCAGCAUCUAAAAUUAGAUAUUCUCACAAAGGCUGUCUACUUAUUUUCGAAAAAUGUCCAUGAUGAAUCAUUGCCAACAUCAAUACAGACCAUGUCAUGUAAAUUACUAUUAAAUCUUGUUGACUGCAUAAGAAUUCAAAGAAAUGACGACUCAUUUCCAUCACCAACACCUCGAGAACUACUUAUGACAAUGCUUAAAGUAUUUACACUUAAAUUCCAUACAAUCGCAAAGCUUCAACUUCCUUUAAUCAUGCAAAAAUGGAAGAAUAUAAGCAAUCAAACAAAUGCACCGACACCUGUUGAUGUGAAUAAAGAAAUGGUUAAUAUAGACGUAUCACCUGAAAGUUUGACUAAAUUAACAUCGAUUGGAUUCUCGCAGGCAAACACACUUAAUGUCUGUGAAUAUAAAAGUUUAGUGAAAACCUUAAUUUGCGGUGUCAAGACAAUCACAUUUGGAAUCAACUUGACUGAUAAUGCACAGCAGAAAAUGCCAGUUACAUUCCAAUCUGAGGAAGUUUUAAUCUUUAUUGAUCUCUUUAAAUGGGCAUUAGAAGCUCUGGAUAUUUACAUGAUUAAUAUCCCAAUUCCUGGAGCUGCACCGACAGUCCAACAAAAAAAUCUCACACAGCUACCAAGAUCUAAAGAUGAAAAAGAAUUGCUUGAACAUUUUAGUGGCUUGUUCCUUACAAUGUCACCACAGAACUUUCAGGAAAUAUUCUCGUCCACAAUUGACUUUAUGGUUGAUCGAAUUUCACAAAAUAUUGCUCUUCAAGUCAUUGCUAAUUCCUUUUUGGCAUCACCAACUACAUCUCCAUUAUUUGCUACAGUAUUGAUUGAAUAUCUGCUCGAAAGAAUGGAUGAAAUGGGAUCUAAUAUUGAAAGAUCAAAUCUUUAUUUGAGACUGUUUAAAUUGGUCUUUGGAAGUGUCUCACUAUUUGCGAAUCAGAAUGAACAAAUGUUGCGUCCACACCUGCAUAAUAUCGUUAAUAGAUCAAUGGAACUAGCUAUGAGUGCUAAAGAGCCAUACAAUUACUUCCUCUUACUUAGAGCUUUAUUCAGAUCAAUUGGCGGUGGAAGUCAUGAUAAACUUUAUAAAGAAUUCUUGCCUUUACUUCCAAAUUUACUUGAAGGAUUAAAUAGAUUACAAAGUGGAUAUCAUAAGCAGCACAUGAAGGAUUUGUUCGUUGAAUUAUGUCUUACAGUUCCUGUUCGAUUGUCUUCAUUAUUGCCAUACCUGCCAAUGCUUAUGGAUCCUUUAGUUUCAGCAUUAAAUGGAUCUCCAACACUUGUUAAUCAAGGAUUAAGAACAUUGGAAUUAUGUGUUGACAAUCUACAGCCAGACUUUCUUUAUGAUCACAUUCAGCCAGUAAGAGCGGAAUUAAUGCAAGCUUUAUGGAAGACAUUAAGGAAUACAGACACAGCAGCACUUGUGGCAUUUAGAGUUUUGGGUAAAUUUGGAGGUGGAAAUAGAAAAAUGAUGAUUGAGCCUCAACGAAUAGAAUACAAUAGUUGUAGCACUAAGGAAGUCAGUUCAACAGCAAUUGUUGCGUAUUUCCAAGAACAACGCAAGCCAAUUGAUUUUCCAGUUGAUAAAGUCAUUGAGACUGCAUUUAAUGCAUUAAAAACGUCAUCAACUGAUCCUUAUUAUUGGGCACAAAGUUGGGAAGUCAUUCGAUGCUUCUUGGCUGCUUCAAUUUGUUUAACGGACGAAAAGCAUAUCCUGCAGAAAUUAUUCACUCAUCCUAGCUUUACGGAAGGAAAUGUUCCUAAUAUUAACAUCACAUCAUCUCAUUUCCACGAUAGUCAUGCUCGAAAGACUCAUCAAAUCGCAUUGACUGCAAUGUUUGUUGCUGCUGCGACCAAGGAAUUAAGACAAUCAGUUUUACCAGUAUUUGUGGAUGUGGUUCGUCACUACACUAUGGUUGCUAUUGCUCAACAAGCUGGACCAUUCCCAUUAAAGCACAAUCAACAGUUUAACAACAUUGAUCCUCUAGUGUUGAUUGAUGCAUUAGCCGCAAUUAUGGGGCAUGAAGAGAAGGAACUAUGCAAAGCAGCAAAUUUUGCAAUGAUUCUAAUUAUUAGAACAGCAACAACAAUUAUGGGAUCAAAGGAAAGAGCUUGUCGUUUAGCAAUGAUGCAAUAUUUGGCUGAAAAGAUGUCAAAUUUAUGCUAUGAACGACCUUGGUAUGCAAAGUUAGGCGGUGUCAUUGCCCUUAAAUUUUUGUGUGAACAUAUGUCAAUGAGAUGGCUUUUCCAGCAUUUAUACACAUUUCUUAAAGCUUAUCUCUUCGUUAUUAUGGAUUUAACUGGUGAAGUUUCAAGUGGAGCUAUUUCAUUGGCAAGAGAAUAUUUAGCAAAUAUGCUUAAUAUUUGUAUGGUGCCAUUAAAUGACAGCAAUAAUGAUGAAUUAAUCGCUUUGCAACGAAAGGCAAUGUUUGAUGUUACACAUGAAUUGGUACGAAGAAUUACAUCUCCUCAUACUUUAGUUCGUGAAACUGCAAUGGAUUCGCUCAAACAAAUUGCUACUCUUCAAAAAGUAUCAGUCACUGAAGUUAUGAUGCCACACAAAGAAUCCCUUGAAGACAUUGUGCCACCAAAGAAGCAUCUACUAAAACAUCAGCCAGCAGGUGCUCAAAUUGGAUUAAUGGAUGCAUUUUCAUUUACUUCAAUGGAACCAAAACUAUUCACACUCGAUAUUAACAUUGUUACUCAUAAGUUAUUCUUCCAUGAAGUUAUUACACUAGCUGAAGUCGAUGAUGUAUUUUUGAGUAAAUUAGACUGCUUUAAGAACAUCAACAACUUGAUACCAUUAAGAAAGAGUGCAUUGAGAGCACUUGCAAGUUGUCAUUAUCUUGGUCAAGAUAGGAAAAAUGUUAAGGAAAAGAUUUUUACAAUUUUGUAUAAAAAUUUGGAGAAAAAUUCAGAACUACAAGAGACAGCAUUUGAAUGCAUGCAGAAAUUUAACCUUGGCAGCUCAGCUGAAAAGGAAUUUUUGUUGCAUAAUUUAAGACCUCUUUUGUUGGCACUUGGAGAUUAUAAGAAUUUGACAAUUAAUAUUGUCAAGAGGUUGUCAUACUUAACACAACUAUUUCCAGCUAUGUUUAAUGAAAAAUUAUGUGACCAACUUUUUGAGAUCAUCAAGAAAAUGCUGGAAGUGUCAAAAACAGCUAAUAAGAAUCAAAACUUCCUUAAAGUAUCAAAAACUGGUGAAAUGGAAGUGAAAAUAGCCACAAUAAUUGAAAUUUUCCAUCAAAUCCCUGCUGCUUCUUCGAAGUUCGCACCACUUUUAAUCAGUGCUGUUCUUAAAGCUGAAAAAGAAUUAAUGAUUGAGCCAUCAAGUCCAUAUAGAGCUCCAUUAGUGAAGUUCCUUAAGAGAUAUCCAGAAGAAACAAUCGAGAUAUUCUUGCAUGAAAGCAAUGUCAAGAAUCCACAAUAUAAUCGGUUCCUAAUUUACUUGCUAAAGCACAAAGAUGGAGUUGCAUUCCAAAUAAUUCUGCAAAACAAGGAAUAUAGACUUGUUGAAUUAAUUUUGAAGGAGAAAUCAUCAGAAUAUACAACAGACGACGAAACAGCGGCACAACAUCAAUCAAUAUUAAUCAUCUACACAUUAAUUGACAUGAAUGAGAAGUGGAUUGAUGCACAAGUGAAUAUUAUUAAUGCACUGACAUUAAUUUGGACGAGAGAAUUGGGAAGUUCGGGAACUAGUGAGCAUAUCACUUGUGACUUGUGGCAUUUAGUUGGAAAAAUCUUGCUAAAAUAUUUCGAGUCAAAUAACAGCAACAUUAAGCUACUUUACGAGCUUUUGAAGGCAUUCUGUAUGCGAUUUAUUCCAGAUUUUCAAUUCCUUCGAGAUUUCAUUCAGAAUAAAGUCUGUCAAACGUAUAAUGUCGAGUGGAUGAGAAAUGCUUUCUUCCUGUAUGUGAAAUUCCAUAAAGAUCCAAUGAUAUCUGUUGAUUUAAAGGUCAAAAUCUUAUCGAUGAUAAUAAUUCCUGGAUUUGCAAUAUGUUUUGAUAAAGGACAAGGCGAGGAACUAAUCUGCUCAUCAGCUAUAUCCAGCAGUCAACAAUCACAAGAUGAAGACGAUAAUAUUGUCAGUGUAUACAUCAAUAAAGUAAUUGAUCCAGAAAAGUCAAUUGAGGACGAUGAUGAUGCAUUAAGAAUUGCAUUAUUGCAGCUUGCAUGUUUAUUAGUUGAGAGAAGUUCAGCACAUAUUCAUGACGGUUCAGGAACGAGUACAAAUAAGAAAGAAGGAAGUAAAUUAAGACGAUUGAUGACAUUUGCAUGGCCUUGCUUAUUGGCAAAGAAUUAUGUAGAUCCAUCAGCUCGUUAUCAUGGACAUUUAUUGCUUGCUCAUAUUAUCUCCAAAUUAGCAAUAAAUAAGCGAAUUGUCCUGCAAGUUUUCCAUUCCUUACUUAAAGCCCAUGCUGUUGAUGCUAGAAGUUUAGUGAGACAAGCUUUAGAAAUUAUAACACCAGCAUUACCGUUCAGAAUGGAUGAUGGGAAUCAAAUGUUGACACAUUGGACAAGAAAAAUAAUUUUAGAGGAAGGACAUUCAAUGCAGCAAUUAAAUCACAUUUUACAACUUAUUGUGAGACAUUAUAAAGUUUAUUAUCCAGUCAGGCAUCAAUUAGUACAGCAAAUGAUAUCGUCAAUGAAUCGUCUUGGAUUUUCACCAAAUAGUUCAGUUGAUUAUCGAAAAUUGGCAGUAGAACUAGCAGAAGUUGUCAUUAAAUGGGAAUUACAAAGGAUUAAAGAAGAAACUGAUGGACCUAGUGAUGAAGAUCCACUGCUUGUUACUGAAAAGACAGGAACAAAUGGAAGUGUUAAGAGAUCAAUUCAGGAAGAUGAAAGUCGAAAGAAAAUAAAUACAGGAGAUGCAGCUGGCCCAUCUACAGCAGCAGUUACACCCACACAAAGAAAUGAAGACUAUUUUAGGCCAAUUGAACGAAUCCAUUGUGAUGCUGUUCUUAAUUUCCUGUUCCGUUUAGCAUGUCAAUUGGGUGAUAUUCAGCCACAAAUUCCUGGAAUUCAAUCCCCUAGCGAAGGACUUUCAAGACGAUGUGUGACACUGAUUAAACGUGUUUUAGAUCCAAAUGUGUGGCUUCAUAGCUGUGACAUGAAACUUCAAUGGCUUGAUAAAAUCUUUAUAUCAAUUUCUACGGAACCGACACAAGCAAAUAUUGGAAAUAUUUGUACUGGAUUAGAACUUUUGACUUAUCUUCUCGGCUGUAUGAGACGAGAUCAAUUGCUUGCCAUAUUCAGACCAUUACAAAGAGGACUUUCUGUCUGUGUCACUAAUCAUAAUGUUAAAAUCAUUAAAAUGAUGCACGCGUUAUUGACGAAAUUAAUGUCUAUCUUUCCACCAGACCAUAAACAUAAUACUGAAGAUCAUUUGGAUCAACUUUAUGCUACAAUAAGUAAAACAAUUUGUGAUGGAUUGUCACAAUUUGAAAAAAAUCCAAAAGCUAAUCCAAGUUCACUUUAUGGAACGUUGAUGAUAUUGAAAGCAGCUUGUUCAAAUAAUCAGUCUUACAUUGAUCGGUUAAUUGUGCCAUUUAUGCAUAUUCUUGAUAGAUUAAAGAAAGAACAUAUUGGUCCAGUUACUCAACCUCCACAGCCACCGACAACUCAACCAGUAACAGCUACAACUCCACAACCAGCUGCACAAGGCGCUUCAAACUUAACAAAUACUGAAAUCACGCUAGAUCUUUUAAUUCUAUCAUUGGAUCUUGUUAAGAAUCGUGUGAUCGUGAUGGGAGUUGAUUUAAGAAAAAUGUUUAUUGGAACCAUUCUUGUUGGACUAAUUGAGAAGUCUACAGACCCAAAAGUCAUUCGAGCAAUAAUAAAAAUGAUUGAGGAAUGGAUGAAGAAUAAAAACACACCAGUAACAGUUUUACAGGCACCAACAUUGAGGGAAAAAUCGAUUCUACUUGUUAAAUUGAUGCAUUAUGUCGAGAAAAGAUUUUCUGACGAUGCAGAACUUAAUGCACAAUUUUUGGAGCUUGUCAAUUUCAUUUAUCGUGAUGAUCAAUUGAAAGUCAGCGAGCUUACAGCUAAAUUGGAGCAGGCAUUUUUGGCUGGUCUAAGAUGCUCACAGCCACACAUUAGAAGUAAAUUCUUUGAAGUAUUUGACGGCUCUAUGAGACGUAAAUUACAUGAUCGACUGCUAUACAUUGUAUGUUCACAUUCGUGGGAUUCAAUUCAGCAUCAUUAUUGGAUUAAACAAUGCAUUGAACUGCUUCUAUUGACCACAAACACGACACAUUCACAAAUUAAAAAUUCUAAUGAGACUCAUCUGUUGCCGAGCAUCACUUCCGUUAUAAAUCUCGCUGAUUCAGAAGAAAAGAAUAAUUUUGUGAUUUAUACAUCGCUUCAGCCUGAACAGCAUGACAUGAAUGUAAGUGAGGACAAAGAAGAUGCAAUUGACAUGGAAAUGAAUGUUGACAAUAAUAUUUCAAAACGUGAGGAAAGCGAACGUCCAAUGGAGAAUCGUAUUGCUGUUUUAUGCAAAUUACUUAAUAGACAGUCUGAAUUUUUGGAUGCAUCGCGUAAAGUUAAGACAGAACAAUUUUUAAUAGCCAGUUCGCAACUUUGUCAUAUGGAUACACCACUUGCUGAAUCAGUUUGGCUUAAUGUGUUCCCUAAACUAUGGUCUAUCCUGGAAGAUGGACAACAACAUGCUUUAGAUCGAGAAUUUGUUCCAUUCUUAUCGUCCGGAACUCAUGUAAUACAGAAAGAUUGCAAUCCAAGUGCUAUAAAUACGUUUGUAGAAGCCUUGUCGCAAUGUCAACCGCCAAUUUAUAUUCCACCAAGUCUCAUGACAUAUUUGGGUAAAUCACACAAUUUGUGGCACCGAAUGACACUUUUGCUCGAAAAUAUGGCACUUGAUUGGCCUAAUAAGAAGGAUGCAGUCGUUAGUCAAGAUUAUCGUAGCGAGUACGAUUUUGAUGUUGAGCUGCAGAAUGAAAUUGCCAAUUCUAAUAACAGCGAUACAGUGUCAGCAGUAUUAGAGCCACUAUCACAGAUGUAUUCAGCAUUAUAUGAAGAAGAUUUAUGGGCUGGAUUAUGGCAAAAGCAUGCAAAAUAUGCUGAGACAAACGCAGCAAUAUUUUAUGAGCAAAUGGGUCAUUUUGAGGAAGCACAAAAGCUCUAUGAAACAGCAAUGACAAAAUUCAAGCAAGAAGCACAAACUGGAAAUAUUGCAGCAGAUUUAAAUAGUGAAUUGCUUUUAUGGGAAAAUCAUUGGAUACGCUGCACAAAGGAGUUAAAUGAAUGGAAUAUUUUAUUGGAUUAUGGACAAUCUAAUAAAGACAAGCAUGCAUUCUUGAUUAUGGACAGUGCAUGGAGAGUUCCUGAUUGGAAUUUGAUGAAACAAGCAUUAUUGAAGGUCGAACAGACAAGUCCAAAGCAAAUGGGACAUAAAGUGAGUUUGUAUCGAGGAUAUUUAGCUAUUUUGAAUCAGGAAGAUACACAGCAUAUUCCAUCAGUUGAAAAGUAUGUCGAAAUAUCCUCAGCACUUUGUAUGCGCGAAUGGAGACGGCUACCAAAAGUUGUGUCUCACAUUCACUUGCCAAUAUUACAGUCAGCACAACAAAUUAUGGAACUUCAAGAAGCAAGCCAAGUUCAUCAGCAGCCAUUGAAAAUUCCUGAUAUUAAGGCUGUUGUUAAGACAUGGAGGAAUCGAUUACCAGUUAUAUCUGAUGAUUUAUCACACUGGAGUGACAUUUUCACUUGGCGUCAACAUCAUUAUCAAAUAAUUACUGACAAUAUGGCAAAUUGUGAUUUAGGUCCACAUGCUUCAGCUCAGACAAUCAUACAGUUCGGAAAGAUAGCAAGAAAACAAAACUUGUCGUCAGUUUGUCAUAAUUUAUUGUCAAGAAUCCACACAAUCCCAACAGUUCCAGUUAUUGACUGUUUCCAAAAGAUUAGACAGGAAGUCAAGUGCUUUGUCCAAAUGUCUGCAAAUACACAAGAUCAAAGCUCAUUAUCUGAAGCACUAGAAGUGAUUGAGACAACAAACAUAAAAUAUUUCAAGCCAGAACUUGUUGCUGAAAUUUAUGCAUUAAAAGGCAAUUUAUUGAAACAAAUGUCGAGAAUGGAUGAAGCUAAUAAGGCAUUCAGUGUUGCUGUCCAAUUAUCUGAUGUGCUGCCAUCUGCGUGGGGUAUGUGGGGUAAUUAUUUGGAAGCUAAUUUUUCGAAAGAUCCAAAAAAUACAACAUUAGGAAUUUCUGCAAUGAUUUGCUUCCUUCAUGCCUGCAGACAACAAAAUGAGUCAAAGACAAGGAAAUAUUUCUCAAAAAUAAUUUGGUUAUUGACUUAUGAAGAGAAACGAGCGGAAAUGCUGGAAAUGGUUGAUAAAUAUGGAUCAACAAUUCCACCAAUACAGUGGCUUCCUUGGGUUCCACAGCUCCUUAAUUGUCUGAUUCAGUAUGAAGGCGAACAUAUUAUGAACUUAUUGAGUAAUAUUGCAAGGAACUUUCCCCAAGCUGUCUAUUUUCCAAUUCGAACUCUUUAUUUGAUGCUUAAAAUUGAACAGCGUGAAAGAUACAAGAGUGUAGAACAGGCAUUAGCUAAGAAUCAGCAACAACAGCAACAAAGUGAUUCAUCAGAUCAAGCGAGUAGCUCCACAGCACCGCCACCAAUCUCGACUCAAAUAAGCUCACAAUCUAUACAAAUUAAAGCUAGUCCACCGAUGUAUAGAUGCUCAAAAAUAAUGCACAUGCAGCGUGACAUCCAUCCAACAACUUUAUCAUCUCUAGAGGGAAUUGUCGAUCAAAUGGUUUGGUUCCGUGAAAAUUGGUAUGAAGAAGUAUUAAGGCAAUUAAAACAAGGAUUGGCUAAAUGUUAUGGAAUCGCAUUCGACAAUCGUGGUGCUGUAAAUGAAGCAACAAUCACGCCGCAUACUUUAAAUUUCGUGAGGAAACUUGUAUCUACUUUUGGUAUUGGCAUUGAAAAUAUCUCAAACAAUACAAAUAUUAUGGCUGGUUCUUCAGCUUCCGAGUCACUUGCACGACGAGCACAAGCUACUGUCCAAGAUCCAGUAUUCCAAAAAUUAAAGGGACAAUUCACGAGUGACUUUGACUUUUCACAGCCUGACGCAACAAAAAUGCAAAAUUUAAUAACAAAAUUGAAGAUUUGGAUCAAAAUUUUAGAUGUUAAGACUAAGCAGCUCCCUAAAUCCUUCUUAAUUGAAGAAAAAUGUCGAUUCCUCUCGAAUUUCAACCAAAAGACAGCAGAAGUGGAUUUACCAGGUGAACUUUUACUUCCAAGACAUUCUCAUUAUCAUGUCAAAAUCGCAAAGUUCAUGCCACGAGUUGAAAUUGUUCAGAAGCACAACACGUCUGCUAGAAGAUUGUUUAUUCAAGGAACUAAUGGAAAGAUUUAUCCAUACUUAGUCGUUAAUGACUCAGGACUUGCGGAUGCAAGACGAGAAGAAAGAGUCCUUCAACUACUUCGAAUGCUCAAUAGCUACUUGGUCAAGUACAAAGAAACAAGCAAAAGAUUCUUACAUAUUACGGUACCAAGAGUUGUAGCUGUUUCCCCACAAAUGCGUCUAGUUGAGGAUGAUCCAUCGUCAAUAUCUUUGCUAGAUGUUUUAAAGAAUUAUUGCUCAAGAUUGAAUAUUGAGUAUGAUGCACCAAUUACUAGAUAUUAUGAACGAUUAGCGGAAGUACAGCAGCGUGGAUCACAGACAACUCAUGUCACAUUAAGGGAUAUUUUCAAGGAAAUUCAAAUUAAUAUGGUUCCAAAAACCGUCCUUAAAGAUUGGUCCUCCAAGACAUUUGUAUCAGCUACUGAUUAUUGGACAUUCCGUAAAAUGUUUACAUUACAGCUUUCAUUGUGGUCUAUUGUGGAAUACGCUUUUCAUUUGACACGCUUAAAUCCUGACAUGCUGUAUUUGCAUCAAGAUUCAGGAUUAAUUAAUGUUUCAUACUUUAAAUUUGACUUGGACGAUAUUAAUGGAGAAAUGAACUCAAUACGACCAGUUCCAUUCCGACUCACACCGAAUAUUGCAGAAUUUAUUACUAAUAUGGGAAUAUUAGGUCCAUUGACAGCAUCUAUUAUGGCAACAGCUCGAUGCUUCUCACAACCUAAUUAUCAGAUCCCAUCGAUCCUCAAGACAAUAUUAGCUGACGAAAUAAUCACGAUUCAUCGAAAGCACAUCAUUAAUACAAAGCCAAUUGACCCAAAUGAGGACCUUUCGCAGGAUAAAACAUUCAGUGAAAUAAAUAUUGAUAAUGUCAUACAGACAGUCAAUAAAAGUGUCAGUCAAAUUUCGGAACGACUUAACUUACUAUCAAAUUAUGACUAUAAUGAUGGAAAUAAGAUGGCACAACUAAUUCAGCUUGCCCGUAAUCCUGACUAUCUUUGUAGAAUGGACCCUAUUUGGUUCCCAUGGUUUUAAGAAACUUUAAAUACGUUUAUUAGGUUUAGCUUUGAAUAUUUUUUCUUUGAGUUUGUAAUGGAUUUUAAGUUUCUUUUUAGAGUAACCUGAUUGAUAUUUCAAUAAAAAUUUCAUUAAUAAUUAAAAUUGACAAUUUAGGAAAAAAAAGUUGUUUUAAAUAUGUUGCAAAU